AUAGACAUCUUUUCCAUUUUUCGUAUUAAAGAUCCGAUGAAUCUGUUCAACUAGAUAUUGUUUAAUCAAAAGAGAAAAAAGGACAAGGAAAUGAAGAAGAAGAAGAAGAAGUGACCUUGUUUGUUCAUCCUCUUGUAACACUCUCGGAUUGGGGUUAACUGAAAAGCAAAAUGGAUUAAUUAGAAGCCAAUCUGAUUUAUUACUGGCAUAAGGAGCAGAUAAAUGGAAUGUAAGUAGUUCGUUGUUUGGAAGGAGUAUCACAAUCAAGAUUCGCUCAAAGUGGUAUCAACUUAUUGUCACAAUCCGGCUUGCACAUGAGUUUGGGACUAGGGGCUUUAGGUUUUACUUCCUAGUAUAUCGACCUAUUAUCACAAUUCAACUUGUACAGGUUUGUGUUUAGAGGGUUUUAAUGCUUUACUUCCUAAUCUAAAUUAAUAUUUAUUAUUUUUAGGCGAUGCUUAUAUAUUAUAUAGUAUAAAAUUAAAUAUAUGGCAAAGCGAUCCCAUUGUUAGGAAGAAUUGUUUUGGUUACUCUGAAAGUCCCAUGAACUCCUAAAUCUCAAUAAAUUGGGAGUUAAAGAAAAUGAAGAGCCAAUGAUUGUGACUCCUAAAAGAAAAUCCCAUAUAUAGUACAUGUAUUAAUAUAAGGAAAAUUAGCCAUCACGAUUCUUGCACUUUUAUGUUAUGCUUGAAUAUAAAAUAUAUAUAAGUAGCUCAGCAGUAAGGGAGGAAGAGACAAUUGUGACGAACACAUAAGUGGAAAAAAAUGGUAGGAGGUAAGGAAUCAGUUGAUUUAAGGAAGAAGAAAGGAAGCCUUAUUCCUGUAAUGUUCACUCUCUUCUGCACGUAUUCUUCUCUAACUUUUGUUCUUUAUAUACACAUAUAUACUGACUUGUCUUACACUUUUCACUCACAAGUCACAAUUACAACUAGCUAAUAGUUGCAUAUUCAUGGCUUCCCACUUCACGUCAUCUACCAAUGUUUGGUUUCUCUUGCUUGCUAUUGCCUUAGGGGUAACAUUAUCCGAGUGCACAAAUAUUACCAUUAUAAACAAUUGCAAAGAAACAGUAUGGCCUGGAAUUACACCUAAAAACAAUUUCAAUGGAGAUGGUUUUGAGCUAAAACAAGGCCAAUCUGCUGUCUUUAACGCCCCCGCCGGGUGGAGUGGCCGUAUAUGGGGUCGAACCGGUUGCCACUUUGACAAGAACGUUAAUGGCACGUGUCAAACCGGUAGGUGUGGGACCGGUCUAAAAUGUAGUGAACCGGGUGACCCUACAGCUUCAAUUGCCGAAUUUACCCUUGGAGAAACUGAUUUUUACGACGUUAGCCUUGUUGAUGGGUUCAACUUGCCUAUAGUAGUAAAACCUGUAAAUGGCAAGGGAAAUUGCAGUUCUGUUGGCUGCGAUAGUGAUCUUAGGCCAAAUUGCCCUUCGGAGCUAGCUCUCAAGACAGAUGGAAAGACGAUUGCCUGCCGGAGCGCGUGUAACGUCUUUGACACUGAUGAAUAUUGCUGCCGGGGUACAUUUAGUAGUCCAGUGUCGUGUUUACCUACAAACUAUUCAAGGAUUUUCAAGACAGCUUGCCCUGUUGCUUAUAGCUUUGCCUUUGAUGACCCAACUAGUAUCAUCACUUGCUCUUCUACUCACUAUGUUGUCUCAUUUUGUUCUUCAAGGAAUCAGACACAGACACUGUGCACAAAUUAUGGCAAAAAUUUGACUUGUAAUGGAGCAUAUGGAUUGAAGCCACUCUUUAAAACAAGGCAAAUACUGAUGGUUGGAUUGACAACAGUGAUUAGUCUUGGAGGGGUGAUGUUCUGACAGGAUAUUGUGCAGAUUCAAAUCUUUUUGAGUACCUGUUUGCAACUACAUUUACUUUUCUCAUUCAUUUUAGGAUUUUGAUUGCUUUUCCUUGUCUUUUGAAAUUUUGUUCACAAUCUCAAGAGUAGUCUUCUAAAGUGUGAAAACAUCAAAACUUGGCCAUUUACCCAAAGUGCAUAAGCUUCAAAUUCUCAGCAAAAUUGCAUGUCUGGGAUAUUAUUCUUUUAUGCUUUGAAGAUGAUAAAUCUCCAAACAACCCCCCUCCACCAACCCGAAAAAAAAAAAAAAGGAAAAGGAAAAGAAAAGAGGGUAGUGAGAUCACAGGAAAGAAGUAACUUCUAAAAGGCUAUCUUCAAACAAAAAGGAAAAAAACUCAAAAAA
Lycium barbarum (goji berry) is the source of this 2197-nucleotide messenger RNA. RefSeq names its product pathogenesis-related thaumatin-like protein 3.5. The record is from RefSeq and is a predicted model, not a curated record. Gene Ontology annotation, biological process: defense response. Bases 950 to 1816 code for a protein of 288 amino acids. The transcript has 3 exons. Gene Ontology annotation, cellular component: extracellular region. Lineage: Eukaryota; Viridiplantae; Streptophyta; Magnoliopsida; Solanales; Solanaceae.